Messenger RNA from Symbiodinium sp. CCMP2592, 6903 nucleotides. Lineage: Eukaryota; Dinophyceae; Suessiales; Symbiodiniaceae. The record is from the annotation of a GenBank genome assembly.
AUGUCCUUGUCGCGAUGGUCGGGGUUGCGGGAGAUCAUCGUGGACGUGGUGCACACCGACAGCCAGGAGUGCGACAUUGUGCAACUGACCGGGCUGCAAAGGUUGUGGGAUGGCUUGGAAGCGCACCGGGGGGGAACCCGAGUGAACCAAACUUUCCCAGAAUUCAUUAGAGAGACCGCUCAGAGCUUCGCGUUGAGAGGUAGUGAUGGUGACGAUGAAAGUUACCAUCCGAAUGUCAUUGUCAUGAUGUUCCAUGACUUCGGAUGCCGUGCCAAAGCGAACACCUGGCAACAACUGCUCCGUUUGCUUCCCGUGGCACCGAUUUUGCCCCCGGACCCAGCCCGCUCGAGUCGCCGCUCGAGGGCGGCAGUUCAAGCCGCCGGAUCUUCUGGAUCACAGUGCUCGUCCGGGAACCGGGAAGGCGUUGCGGGUGUGGAUGUGGUGGACUCUGGGGACGUGGCGCCUGCACCACGAGAUCAACUCAUGCAACAGCAAUCCUUGGACAUGAUCCGGAGGCAAGAAGCUCAGAUCAAGAGCUUGAAGGCAAGCAAGAAGCAACUUCAGCAGAAGUAUCGACGCCUGCAACAUCAAAAUCAGAAGCGUGAAGACAAGUACAGGAAGGAGAUACAGAAGCUCAAGUCUGCAGACGACUUCCGUGUGCAGCGAACAAACGAUGAGUACUUCGACAAUCCGAAACGAAAGUGGAGUUGGCUGACACCGACAGGCAUUGUCAACGUUGGCGUGGUACGGCGCAAUCUGUCGAACAUAUCCUGCGCGGACUUUGGUCGGGUGGUCUUGACGGACAUUUCAGCUACGACGGUGUCGCGGUGCGAGCUCAAGGUAGGAGCUAGCUUGGUUGCAUCCGCGAGGUUGUUCCAUACCAUCAUGAAGCAGUCACUUGCAGUGGAUUCUGAUCUUGCUGCUGCCCCACGUCACCCCACAGCUGCAUGGUCAUUGUGUGUGCACGCAUACAGACAAGAUGCGUCUAAUGGCCGCCAGAAGAUUAGUGCCAUGGAGCUCGACACCGUCUACAUCGCCAAUGUCAAACCGCAUGAGGAGCAGUCACUGGCAUGGCAGGACUUCAGAAGGCUCAAACGGCUUGCUGACCUUAUCAACAUUCGUGAUGAAUCCGGACCAGGCUCCGUAGAUGUGCACGACCUUGACCGUCUGUUUCUCUGCACCACAGACAAGGGCAGCAAUGAAUCCUGGGCCAGGCGCUGUAUUUUGGCAGAGAUGGCGGAGAAGCCAGGUGUUUUCUUUUUUGACAGCGACUGCCUGGAGCAUGCACCGCAUCUCGUGGUCAUGUCCUCACUCCUUCUUUGCGAUAGGCUCCUUGCCGGUCGUUGUCACUGGAAGUAUUGGACGUCCUUGGCCAUGUUUGCGCACACUGCACGUGACGUGGCCCAGCCCCUCUACGAGCGGUGGGGACAGCUUUGGGGAGCCUGUUCAGCCAAGGCAGCGGUGAAGAAGCUGUUCCCUCGGGCUGUGUCUCAGCGCUGGGGGCGAGUGCAUGAGCUCGAAGAACGCAUCCUGCAGGCAGGGGUUCCGAGGUUGGCGCUGUGCAUGGCCGAGGUCCUUACAGGCAAGGCCAUCGAUGAUGCGGAGGCAGAACGUCUGACGGACUUGCCAAAUGAUGUCGCUGCCACUGACCAGUGCUACAUGGAAGCCCUGCAGAAGAUCAGGCAAGCCGUCCAGGUCUCCAAGAAGAAGGCAGCCAGCCAAGAGAAGGCCACGGGCGCCAAGCAGACCCCCAACGAGCUCGAGGUCGAGCAAACCAAAGCUUACUCCAUUAAGAUGAGCCAAUGGAGGGGGCGGACUCUCUUGGCAAUGUCGGACCGAAUGUGGGGCAGGGUCAUACAAGUCAUGCAUCGUGCACGGGAGCCUAUUAUCCAUCUCAGCAACUUUGUCAAGAAGCUAGUGCCGGAACGCGAGUUUUUAGAACGUGGAGGCACUCUGGCACAGCUGGUAAUGGGCAAGGCAGAAUCCUUGCAAGCGGAGUUCCAGACACUGGCCAGCAACUCUGACAACUUCUGGACAUAUGUUGUUGAUGGCCUGUCCACGGAAGAUGCUACUUUUUUGCAUGCCUUGGCCGUCAAGAUCUUGCUGCACAACGCCACUGGCUUUCACCGCCGUGUUGUACAUCCUUUGCAGUCAUUUCCUCACCGACUGCUGUGGUUCACCUUCUCUUCUCCCGACAAGUGCUGUGAGCGACGCAUUGCUCUCGCCAGGGAGUUGCUGAACACACCGGAUGCGUCGUUGGAAGUGAAUGCACGCAAAGUGAAGCAUCGAUUCCAGAGUGCACUGCAGAAAACGCUCAAAUCCGGACUCUGCUCCCGCAGGUUGUACUGGUUACUGAAGUGUGCAAGCAUCCUCUGGAAAUCAGACGUGAGGGAGAACGAGCGCCUCAACAAAAUGGUUGCUCUCUUACGAGAUCGAUGCCCCAACUGCAGUUUGGACCUCCGCAGUGCGCGGGUGGGCCUCAAGUACCUUCUCGGUGAGGCAGGGGAGGGGACAGGCAAAAGCUCUGCCAAGUGGUCCACAUUUCGGCCUGUUGCCGAGAGGGUGCGGCAUCAGUGCCUUGAAGUUUGGGACCAGGUGGGGCAUGUGCAGUCGGAUCCCAGCCGGUGGCACCCCAACCACCCCAAUGCUAGUCUCACUAGCGAGGAGGUGAAGAAAAUUUGCAACAAAAUGCAGCCGCACCUCAACACCACCACCCUCCGGCACAUUUGGGCAGCCAGCUACUCGGCACAGGUGCAUAAGGAGCUCGACUGCAGCGAUGAAUCUCUUCCGGUGGUCUUCGUCAUCGGGGUUAAGCAUCAGGGCCAAAGCAAAUCUUCGUUUACCUUCUGGAUUGCCGGAGAGAAGGUCCGCAACAGGUACGUAGUCUGCCCAGCCCAGCAUGCAUGCAGCCGGUUGACCUGGAGACUGCAAAGCUCACAGCCUUUCGUUGCCGUGCUCAAGGAGCAGUACGAUGCGGUGAAGGCAGGCUCAGCCGUGAGGGUCAUGCAGUGCCACAUCACCGAGCUGGGUUGCGACGGUCCGGUGACGUCUGCCACGGUCUCCACACCAAAGCCGCUCAUCACGCUGGAGCCUCCCAAUCAAGCUUUUGUGGCACAAGCCACUGGUCGGAAGGCGGAGGCGCGUGAUGGCGGCGACGAUGAUGGUGAUGUGGACAGCGACACGGACGUUGAGUCGGGUGUCUCGGACGAGACUGCUCGUUUGCUGCAUCUUGGUGCUGCGGCAGCCUUCGAUCCAGAUGUCAUUGGCGGCGGGAAUGAUGAGCUGGAGGAGCAGUUUGAGAAUCGUCUGCGGGCAGAGGCUGACGAGGACUUGGUAACACAGCAUGAGCAGGAGGCAGUUCUACGGCAAAUGGAACGCAAAGAAUUCAACAUGGACGAUCCACAGCAGCAGCUGGAGAUUGCUGCCUUGGCAAGACAAUCUGGCAUAGAUGCCGUGGAUGCGGCCGUGGAGAUUGCAGUGGCACGGGAAGCGGGCGUCUCCGCGACAGAUUCACCCAGGGUGAUAGCAGCAGUGGGCAGUGAGCAGAUGGCUAGCAGUCAUGCUGCAUCAGCACCACCGUCGUCGGAACCGGGACCGGCAUUCCCUGUCGACAUGGCUGCCGAUGAGAGACUGCACCCCGCAGAUGAGUGGUCGUCGGCAUUCUCGACCGGCAUCCGUUUGCUGCUUGAGCAAGCGACAGAGGCGGGCGGCCAAGACGGCCACGACUGGGAUGGCGUAUCACUGGUUUCAUGGACCGAAUCAUGCAGAGGUAUCAACACGCACCGCACUGAGUUCAUUACCUGGGUCAAGGAAGGAUUCACAGGUCGCAUUGCGCCAGUGGAUGAUGCGACGAAUAUGAUCAAGGCUGUUGUUCCUGUAGGCAAGAACAAGACUCCGAUUGACCUACGUGCAAGGAACAUGGUCAUUGUCUGGCGAAAAACAGGCGCAAGGCAUGUAAAGGCCGCAUGGAAGCGGAAUCAGGGACAAAGCACUGUCCCGAGCCAGCUGUUGCGACUCAAGGAGAUGUGGACUCUGGCACAUGCUGACACAGCAGUCGACACAUCGGGCGAAGCAUCUUUCGCAAACAAAUGCUUUGUCUGCAACAGGUUCCGUCCUCUUCAGCUCCCUUGCCUGCCGGCGAGCCGCUGUUGCAUAUGUUUGCUGGAUGCACACGUGUCAUGCUCACGCGAUGUCUCGACUGUGGUUCGGCAGAUGAUGUCCCCGGUGCACCGUGAGGCAUCGGAUCCUCCAGACCCGGCCAGGACACCUACAUGCAGGCUCACUAUUGACGGCAUCGACAUCGAAAUCAACGUCCCACCCACAGUACCCACGGGAUUUGACCUUCCCACUGCAUUCCGAGACGGGACUCCAGAGGGGGGGAGGCAGGACCCGUGUGUGCACGAGUUAGAUGACUCGCUAAACGCUGAAACCGAAAGCAAACAGCAGAUCACAACGGAUGCUGCAGAUGUGCGACUGAUUGGCGAUUUGAGUGUCGAGGUCGAAGUCAGUCUUAGUUUCGUUGUGAUUGUGACCGACUUCCGAAAGACGGACGCAGCAACAUGGAGUAACAUGGACCAACACCAACACCGGUUCGAACCGGAUUUGCUUGCCGUGCUCAUUGUGGAUCAGCGGGUAGUUGCCAAGCAGAAGCAGAAGGGCAGAAGGUGCAGCCGAGAUGGUGACACAGUGGUGUCGUACAGGGGAGUGUGUACGGCUGCCAUGUCCUUGUCGCGAUGGUCGGGGUUGCGGGAGAUCAUCGUGGACGUGGUGCACACCGACAGCCAGGAGUGCGACAUUGUGCAACUGACCGGGCUGCAAAGGUUGUGGGAUGGCUUGGAAGCGCACCGGGGGGGAACCCGAGUGAACCACACUUUCCCAGAAUUCAUUAGAGAGACCGCUCAGAGCUUCGCGUUGAGAGGUAGUGAUGGUGACGAUGAAAGUUACCAUCCGAAUGUCAUUGUCAUGAUGUUCCAUGACUUCGGAUGCCGUGCCAAAGCGAACACCUGGCAACAACUGCUCCGUUUGCUUCCCGUGGCACCGAUUUUGCCCCCGGACCCAGCCCGCUCGAGUCGCCGCUCGAGGUCGCCGUCACGGCAGGCGAAUGCAAGUUCCCGCCCUUCACGAUUUUCUAGUUUCGUGCGGUGUCGUCAUAAUAUACGACGGAGGGCGGCAGUUCAAGCCGCCGGAUCUUCUGGAUCACAGUGCUCGUCCGGGAACCGGGAAGGCGUUGCGGGUGUGGAUGUGGUGGACUCUGGGGACGUGGCGCCUGCACCACGAGAUCAACUCAUGCAACAGCAAUCCUUGGACAUGAUCCGGAGGCAAGAAGCUCAGAUCAAGAGCUUGAAGGCAAGCAAGAAGCAACUUCAGCAGAAGUAUCGACGCCUGCAACAUCAAAAUCAGAAGCGUGAAGACAAGUACAGGAAGGAGAUACAGAAGCUCAAGUCUGCAGACGACUUCCGUGUGCAGCGAACAAACGAUGAGUACUUCGACAAUCCGAAACGAAAGUGGAGUUGGCUGACACCGACAGGCAUUGUCAACGUUGGCGUGGCUCGUUCGGUACGGCGCAAUCUGUCGAACAUAUCCUGCGCGGACUUUGGUCGGGUGGUCUUGACGGACAUUUCAGCUACGACGGUGUCGCGGUGCGAGCUCAAGGUAGGAUCUAGCUUGGUUGCAUCCGCGAGGUUGUUCCAUACCAUCAUGAAGCAGUCACUUGCAGUGGAUUCUGAUCUUGCUGCUGCCCCACGUCACCCCACAGCUGCAUGGUCAUUGUGUGUGCACGCAUACAGACAAGAUGCGUCUAAUGGCCGCCAGAAGAUUAGUGCCAUGGAGCUCGACACCGUCUACAUCGCCAAUGUCAAACCGCAUGAGGAGCAGUCACUGGCAUGGCAGGACUUCAGAAGGCUCAAACGGCUUGCUGACCUUAUCAACAUUCGUGAUGAAUCCGGACCAGGCUCCGUAGAUGUGCACGACCUUGACCGUCUGUUUCUCUGCACCACAGACAAGGGCAGCAAUGAAUCCUGGGCCAGGCGCUGUAUUUUGGCAGAGAUGGCGGAGAAGCCAGGUGUUUUCUUUUUUGACAGCGACUGCCUGGAGCAUGCACCGCAUCUCGUGGUCAUGUCCUCACUCCUUCUUUGCGAUAGGCUCCUUGCCGGUCGUUGUCACUGGAAGUAUUGGACGUCCUUGGCCAUGUUUGCGCACACUGCACGUGACGUGGCCCAGCCCCUCUACGAGCGGUGGGGACAGCUUUGGGGAGCCUGUUCAGCCAAGGCAGCGGUGAAGAAGCUGUUCCCUCGGGCUGUGUCUCAGCGCUGGGGGCGAGUGCAUGAGCUCGAAGAACGCAUCCUGCAGGCAGGGGUUCCGAGGUUGGCGCUGUGCAUGGCCGAGGUCCUUACAGGCAAGGCCAUCGAUGAUGCGGAGGCAGAACGUCUGACGGACUUGCCAAAUGAUGUCGCUGCCACUGACCAGUGCUACAUGGAAGCCCUGCAGAAGAUCAGGCAAGCCGUCCAGGUCUCCAAGAAGAAGGCAGCCAGCCAAGAGAAGGCCACGGGCGCCAAGCAGACCCCCAACGAGCUCGAGGUCGAGCAAACCAAAGCUUACUCCAUUAAGAUGAGCCAAUGGAGGGGGCGGACUCUCUUGGCAAUGUCGGACCGAAUGUGGGGCAGGGUCAUACAAGUCAUGCAUCGUGCACGGGAGCCUAUUAUCCAUCUCAGCAACUUUGUCAAGAAGCUAGUGCCGGAACGCGAGUUUUUGGAACGUGGAGGCACUCUGGCACAGCUGGUAAUGGGCAAGGCAGAAUCCUUGCAAGCGGAGUUCCAGACACUGGCCAGUCGCUUGUUGCAGUCGGCACUGGCUCGCAUUUGCCUGCGGGCACAACGGGCGGCUAGUAGUAAUGUUGAAGUAUGA